UGUUUACUUCUGUGUGAGCUCAUAUUAAUUAUGUGGAUCACCAGUCUCGUCACUCUGAAGGAUGAAGAGAGAUUUGAUUUGGUCAGGGAUCCCCAAGACAGCCUCAUUCCUGGGCCUUCUCCCACCCCCAAACAAAUGCUAGCUUGUAAUGAGACUUCCUUUGGAUACCAGACUUUUUCCCUUAAAGGGACCUCGAUUUAAAUCUGCACAUUGCCAAGGGCAAGGAGCCAAGAACAUGGAUAGAGAGAAGUUUCAGCAGAAGGCUCUGAAGCAAACUAAGCAGAAGAAAUCCAAGUCGGCUGAAUUUCUGAUGGUUAAAGAAGACAGAGCAGCUACAGAAGGCAUUGGAAACCCAGCUUUUAACAUGAGCAGCCCAGAUCUCUCAGCACAUCAGAGUUCAAAAGAGAAAGUUAUUAGACAUGACAUGCUGGAUCGCACCCUUGCAGCUCACCAACAAAAAUCCAGGCUGCCAGCCCCUGCACAACCAAAAGGAAAUGAAUACGGCAGAAAUUACUUUGACCCACUGAUGGAUGAGGAAAUAAACCCAAGGCAGUGUGGGAUGGAGGUCAGCAGAGAGGGUGAUGAGAGAACUCUCUAUAAUCGAUUAAUGGAACUGUUUGAUGACAGUGGACAAAGAGAAUUCCAAGAUGAGAGCAACCAUGAGGACACAUGGGAUUCUGAGGCACCCACGGGUUCCCGUAAGAGUCAUGGACUCCACAAAGAGGCCGAUGAAACUACCCCUGCUUACGUCAAAGAGUUUGAAAGACGUGCUCGGGAAGACAUUGUUCUGCUUGGAAGUUCUUCUUCAGAGCAGGAAUGGAAAUUUGAUGGGGAAGGACUCCACCAGCAUAUUCCUGUGUCAUGUUUAAAGACUGAUAAAACAUUUCGGAACCCCAGAGCUCCACCGAUCACUGCAGACUUACCCAUUGGUAAAAGGGACAAUGUGGCCAAGCUCGGCUCCCUCACAGAAGUAACUAAUGAUUCCCAGGGAGCAGCAGGAUCUUGCUGGCAGGUGCAGCAGACUCAGGCACCUCAGCCUCUUCAAAUACAGAUCAAAUGCAUCAGGGGUCUCAAGGACAAGGCUCCACAAGGCUCUUACCUCCUCAAAGUGUCCCUGCUUGGCCGACCGGGGGGCUGUGCCUUGCAGUGGUGUCCAACAGAGGAGCUGAAGACCAGAACACAUGCAGUUAGGCAUAAUGGAAACUUCUAUGAUGUGAGUCUGUAUUUCCACGAGAGCCUUCACGUGGUACUACCCCAAAGGAAAGAUGUGAAACCUGGCAUAGCUUUCUUAUUUGAACUCUUUCUCCUUCGUGGGAAACAUGCCUGCCUUGGCCAGGCUGUGGGCUGGGCAAUCUUUCCCCUGUGUGAUAACAACUUGGAUGUAGUGGAAGGAAAAUUCAAGUGUCCCCUUCUCCGAGGACAUUAUGACCGGAAAUCCAGAAGUUUUAGGAAAAUUGAAGAUUUGAUUUGCCUGGACUUGGACCACUGGCUGUGCAAUCUUUAUUUUCAGGUCGUUAAACUUCCUUUGCUUUUGGAUCAUCAAAAAAAUCAUGAAAGCAAUACUCAGCUUGGCACUGAAUUUCCAAUGCAUUUAUUGGUUAAAGGAGAUAAAGGAAAAUUAGGUGUACAUGAUACAUCUGGCCCCUGGGAGAAAAAAUCUGAGAAAAAUAUAUGUGCAUCUAUGGAUAAUGGAACUCAAUCCACCUUACACUCUUCUCAGGGGUGCUUUGCUAAUAAAAUUCCCCGCCCUACGGACAGUGACCUCAGUCUCUUGAAAGAAGACCGUGAAUUACGCUCUCAGGGAAAUAGCCUAACUGAUCAUUCUGUGAAGGAAAAAUCAACUGUUUGGAGACCUGGAGAACUUGCAGAUGAUUCACAGGAUACAUCUUACUUGGAGGAACUGGAAAAACAUCGAUUUUCAGUUUGCUGUUCUUCAGUGGCUGCAGGUCAGGGAUCUGGAGAAUUCUUCCAGCAUCUCCAUUUUGCGCUGGUGUUGGUGUUUUCAGAACUUCAAUUAGCUCAGUGGCAGAGCCAGGGCUUCUGGUACAUCAUCCUGCUGAUGGCAUCUCUCUGGUUCCUGAGGCUCUACCUGCAUUACCUUGGCCAGUGGCUUUUCCUAUGGGCCAUUUCAACUCCAGUUACAAAAUUCCACUUUUACCCCUACACAGUUGAGCUUUGCUACCCAAGUUCUUUGCUUCGCAUAGAAGAGGAGCUGCCUGUGGUAGUGGUGGGGCCCUUGAUGCUGAACGCAAUCAUAUUCCUCUUGGUUCUGAUCAGAUGGGGCUGUCAGCUGCUGUUUGCCUCCUGCCCUGACACCUUGUCAAAGUUGAUCAUCGCCAUGGGACUAUGGACAGUUCUGGACCCACUGGCGGUGUUUAUAGUGGAUACUUUCCUGGGGAGGCUUACACCUGAUGGGGAGAUGCCUAUAGCCGAUGCAGCCAAGCUCUACUGGGUGUUUGUAAGAAGCAGGCAGCCGGGGAUUCUUGGUGUGAUGAUCACGAUGCUACUUUACAUUCUCCUGUUCAUCAUUUCUGCCCUGAUUCUGUAUUUGUAUGGUCUCAGGUUGCACAGUGACUCUUGGAUAUUGGAUGCAUUUCAGCGUAUCCACAGUGAAGAAUCCAAGUUCUUCAUUCCCUAUGAUUUGGAGAUUUCCAAUCAGGAGCUAAGUUACAUAGUAAAAAGAUCCCAGCAAUGGAGAGGAACCAAUGGUGAACGAAGGAAGGUGGCAGUGUAUGAUUACAUCUGGAAAAGCCAUGGCAUCAAGUCCAGUGUCUCCAGCUGUGACCUCCAACAUCAGAAUGAAAUCUCUGGGUCUGCACUUGGUCCAGAAGAGGUUACUUCUCAUGUGUCUAUAUACAGUGUUUAUCCCAGUGGGUUCCAAGAGCUGUACCGCCAUUUUCUCAGGCUCCCCGGUGGUGCCAUUGUUGAGGUGUUAGGUGAUAUCAGUGCCUUGAAGUUUGUCCACAGAGAAGUGAUCAUAGCUAUUCAGGAGCACAUAACUCAAAUGGACACCGUGCUGAGAGAAUCGUUCAAUACUAAAGAAGAGGAAUGGAAAGGAACCAUUAAUAUAAAAAGGUAUUUUUUCUGCUAA
Molecule: messenger RNA, 3091 nt
Organism: Marmota flaviventris (yellow-bellied marmot)
Lineage: Eukaryota; Metazoa; Chordata; Mammalia; Rodentia; Sciuridae
Source: RefSeq, a predicted model, not a curated record